CGCCAGGGCCAGGCAGGGAACAGUGGAUUCCCCCCACUUGAGCUCCAGCUCUGCUCCUUCCAUUCCAAUCCGGCGGCCCCUGUCCGUUGCGUUUCUUUCCCAUAGAAAACCGCGAGCGCCCCCCCCCACCCCCAACACCCCCACCCUCUCGAGUCCACCGCGCCGCACCACGCCAUAGAACAGAAUGUUCUUGGAUGCUCCUGCGGCCAGAACAUUCCCUUCCCUCCCCUGUAUCCGUCGUCCCUUCCGUAAACAACAGAGGAGAGGAAGGCCUCGACCUCCCCUUCCCUAAUCCGGACCCCUAAUCCUCCUCCUCCUACUCUCCUGCAGCGUCCCGGGUUCUUGGGCUCCCAGGGGUUUCUCCUUUCUCUUCUUCCUCUAGGUGCUGGCUGGGGUUUAGGUGCACCACGCCGCGCCGCGCCAGCCUCUUGGCUUCUUUCCUUUCCGGUUCCCGCGCAAAGUUUGGAUCUUGCCGGGUCAAUUGGAGCCGCCGCCGCCAGAACCCGCCAGAGGAGGCGAGGGUCUGAACAGGGAUUCCGCUUUGGUUCAGAAGCUCUCCUCUGUAGAUGUGCAACUUCGUGUGGCUCUUCCGCGUAAUCUGGCGGAUCUUCAGCGUCGCCUUCUGACGCUCCACCCCGUGGUCUUCACUUCACCGCGGCCAGCGGCCUCGCCACUGGAUUGAGCCUCUUCUCGUGGGGGGAAGUUGUCCGCGUCCUUCGUCAGUGUUCUUCUGGAGAUUUCGGCUCAAGCGCGUGGAGGAUUAAAAAAUUAAACAAAAAGAAAGCUGCAACCUUGCUGCCUUUGAUCUCAGGAACCCAGCGGCCAGCUCAUUGAUGUAGUGUGGUGUCCUCUGUACUAGGCCUUGAAGCAGCAGCUGCAGCUCCAGGAUGGCCUGCCAGAAGCUGGGAUCCAGAGCAGAUGUGUUCAGGAAGCAAGGGCAGGAAUGGUAUUGUACAUCUGGUCUUCCUAGUGAUAUGACUGUGGUAGUUGGGGAGCAGUCUUUCCAUCUUCACAAGUUUCCUCUAUUAUCAAAAAGUGGCCUGUUGGAGGGGCGUAUCAGAGAGAAAAUUGAUAAGGGGGAAGACAGUUGGGUUAUUGAUCUAUCUGAUAUCCCUGGUGGAGCAAAGGCUUUUGAACUAGCUGCUAAGUUUUGCUAUGGUGUAAAGUUUGAAAUGACUGCAUCCAAUGUCGUACACCUCCGUUGUGCUGCUGAUUAUCUUGAAAUGACAGAAGAGAUGUCUGAGGGAAAUUUGAUUGCACAGACAGAGAACUUCCUUACCCAAACAGUGCUCAGGAGCUGGAAAGACUCGGUUAAGGCGCUUCAAACUUGUGAUGACGUCCUUGAUAUUGCCGAAAGAUUGCAAAUUAUAAAGAGGUGUGUAGACUCCAUUGCAACUAGAUCAUGCAGUGAUCCUGAUUUAUUUGGUUGGCCAGUAGCCCAGUAUGGAGGCCCCAUGCAGAGUCCUGGAGGCAGCCUCUUGUGGAAUGGUAUUAGCACGGGAGCAAGGCCCAGAAAUAGCAGCCCAGAUUGGUGGUAUGAUGACGUCUCAUGCUUAAGCCUUCCCUUAUACAAAAAACUCAUCUCAGCCAUGGAAUAUCGGGGCAUCAGUCAGGAGAUUAUCGUUGGAUCCCUUAACCAUUAUGCAAAAAGGCGUUUGCCUGGUUUGAAUCGGCGUAAAAGCAUCAGUGAUGCCAGUAACUGUCUUUCUAUUACAAGUUUAACAUCCAUCCCCUCUGAAGAUGACCAGAAGUAUCUUCUUGAGGAGAUCGAUAGACUACUACCUUUCCAAAGGGGUGUUACAUCUUGCAAGCUACUGUUUGGCCUUCUGCGCACAGCGAUUUUUCUGAAAGCCAGCCCCUCCUGCUUGUCCAAUUUGGAGAGACGGAUAGGUAUGCAGCUUGACAAGGCCAGUCUGGAAGAUCUUUUGAUACCAAACAUCUCCGAGUCUGUAGAAACACUAUAUGAUGUGGAUUGUGUGCAGAGGAUUGUAGACCAUUUCUUGGCAAUGGACCAAGAAACUGGUGGGGCCUCCCCUGGCCUUGGUGAAGAUGGGCAAAUCUUAGCUUCACCAUCUUUAAUGCCGAUAACAAUGGUUGCUAAGUUGAUUGAUGGUUAUCUGGCUGAAGUUGCACCAGAUGAGAACUUGAAGCUGCCAAAAUUCCGGUCUUUGGCAGCUGCUAUACCGGAGUAUGCCCGACCAAUAGAUGACGGACUUUAUCGUGCUAUCGACAUAUAUCUUAAGGCGCAUCCAUAUCUGUCUGAAUCGGACAAAGAAGAGCUCUGCCGGGUGAUGGACUGCCAGAAGCUGUCCCUGGAGGCGUGCACCCACGCGGCGCAGAACGAGCGCCUCCCGCUCCGCGUCAUCGUGCAGGUGCUCUUCUUCGAGCAGCUCCAGCUGCGGAGCUCCAUCGCGGAAUGCCUCAUGAUCUCCGAGCCCCUUGACGGCGGUGUCUCACGGCAGCUAGGCGGCCAACCCGUCUCCGGCGAGCACCACCGCGGUGUCGCCGGCUGGCCCCUGGCCGCCAGGGAAAACCAGACCCUGCGUGAAGGCAUGGACAGCAUGAAGCAGCGGGUGGCCGAGCUGGAGAAGGAGUGCACCGCCAUGCGGCAGGACAUCGAGCGGCUUGGCCGCAGCCGAAGCGCCGGCAAGAGCAGGUUCCCGUUCGCGCUCGCCGCCGCCAAGCCGCAGGUUUGCAGCACGAAGGACAAGGAUGCUGCUCCGGAGACGUCAAAGACGUCGGCGACGGAGGGCGAGGACAAGGUGGCCGUGGUGAAGGGUGGUGCCGGCGGUGAGGGGGCGACGCAGCUGAAGCUCAGGAAGCACAAGAUGAAGCUGUCAACCUGUUAGCUAUUCUACAUACAUAUACUAGUACAGACCCAGGAUGAACUUGGCGCCUGAUGAAAAUCUCAUCUUAUGCUAAAGUUUUUUUUGACAUUUGCUAAGUAAGUGAAAAAUGCAUAGCACUAUCAGCAUCUUUUGACACAAA
Messenger RNA from Panicum hallii, 2988 nucleotides. RefSeq names its product BTB/POZ domain-containing protein At1g30440-like. The transcript has 5 exons. The record is from RefSeq and is a predicted model, not a curated record. Lineage: Eukaryota; Viridiplantae; Streptophyta; Magnoliopsida; Poales; Poaceae. Gene Ontology annotation, molecular function: protein binding. The coding region runs from base 888 to 2849 and encodes 653 amino acids.